Lodderomyces oxycetoniae is the source of this 561-nucleotide messenger RNA. RefSeq lists its product as uncharacterized. Bases 1 to 561 code for a protein of 186 amino acids. The record is from RefSeq and is a predicted model, not a curated record. Gene Ontology annotation, cellular component: nucleus. Gene Ontology annotation, molecular function: protein binding; transcription cis-regulatory region binding. NCBI's taxonomy places the organism in Eukaryota, Fungi, Ascomycota, Pichiomycetes, Serinales, Debaryomycetaceae. The transcript has a single exon. Gene Ontology annotation, biological process: positive regulation of transcription by RNA polymerase II.
AUGUCAGAGGCUCCAAAGGACACUUCUGUCCAGGGUGCAACGUACCAAGAACAGAUACAAGAAUCGGCGAGAAGGAACAAUACGGAAUUGUUACUACAAAUUAAAUCGGAAUUGAAUAACGACCAAGUGAAACUAGCUCAUUUGAUUAAUGAUACCAGAGAAAUUAUAACUAACAACACACCUUUGCAUUUGGCAUGUAACUUGGGGAAUUGGGAGUUUAUCGAUAUAGUAUUGGACAUAGAAGGAGUGGAAAUUGACCCUCAAAACCGGGAGUUGGAAACUCCACUACACGUUGCAGUGAAAUACGCCAUUGACGAACCUGAGCAUGGAUAUUUCAUUAUUGACAAUAUGCUAGAUGCAGGAGCAGAUCCUAGAAUCAAGGACAAGCACGGCUUGCGGCCAAGGGAUUAUGUAAAUAAGGGUAAUGAGAAGUUGUUGGAAUUGUUGGAGAGUGCAGAAUAUGCGAUUUCAAUGGAACCAAGUGAAGAGAUGCAGUUGAGGGAAUUUCAAGAGCAAGAAGAGGCUCAGGACGGAUCAGCCUCGGGAUCUGAAUCUGACUGA